This is a messenger RNA of Orycteropus afer afer, 1455 nucleotides long. It is a transcript of the gene LDHD, whose product is annotated as lactate dehydrogenase D. Gene Ontology annotation, cellular component: mitochondrion. The record is from RefSeq and is a predicted model, not a curated record. Gene Ontology annotation, biological process: lactate catabolic process. The transcript has 11 exons. The coding region runs from base 1 to 1455 and encodes 484 amino acids. Lineage: Eukaryota; Metazoa; Chordata; Mammalia; Tubulidentata; Orycteropodidae. Gene Ontology annotation, molecular function: D-lactate dehydrogenase (cytochrome) activity; FAD binding; D-lactate dehydrogenase (NAD+) activity.
AUGGCCUUUCUGCUCCGGGCCGCUCGCUGGGGGCUGUGCCCCUGGAGGGGCUACUGCUCCAGGGUUACAAAGGGCGCACUCAGUGAGGACUUUGUGGCAGCCCUGAAGGCAGUGGUGGGGGCCCCGCACAUAUCUACGACUGCUGCGGUCCGAGAGCAGCAUGGGAGGGACGAGUCCAUGUACAGCUGUCAGCCUCCGGACGUGGUGGUCUGGCCCCAGAAUGUGGGCCAGGUUGGCCAGCUGGUGGCCCUGUGCUACCGCCAAGGUGUGCCCAUCCUCCCCUUUGGCACUGGCACAGGACUUGAGGGUGGAGUUUGCGCUGUGCAGGGCGGUGUCUGCAUUAACCUGACCCACAUGGACCGGAUCGUGAAGGUGAAUACCGAAGACUUCUCGGUGGUGGUGGAGCCUGGCGUCACCCACAGAGCUCUCAACACCUACCUGCGAGACAGUGGCCUCUGGUUCCCCGUGGACCCAGGCGCAGAUGCCUCUCUCUGUGGCAUGGCGGCCACCGGAGCUUCAGGCACCAAUGCCGUGCGCUAUGGCACCAUGCGGGACAACGUGCUGAACCUGGACGUGGUGCUGCCCAGCGGGGAGCUGCUGCAUACUGCGGGGCCCGGCCGUCACUUCCGGAAGAGUGCAGCUGGCUACAACCUCACAGGACUCUUUGUGGGCUCUGAGGGGACACUAGGCCUCAUCACAGCCGCCACCCUGCGCCUGCACCCUGUCCCCGAGGCCACGGUGGCCGCCACCUGUGCAUUUCCCAGUGUCCAGGCUGCCGUGGACAGCACCGUGCACAUUCUUCAGGCCGCAGUACCUGUGGCCCGCAUCGAGUUCCUGGAUGACGUCAUGAUGGACGCCUGCAACAGGUACAGCAAGCUGGACUACGUGGUGGCACCCACACUCUUCCUGGAAUUCCAUGGCUCUGAGCAGACCCUGGAGGAACAGCUGCAGCGGGCAGAAGAGAUCACCAAGCACAAUGGGGCCUCCCACUUCUCCUGGGCCAAGGAGGCUGAGCAGCGCAGCCGGCUCUGGGCAGCAAGGCACAACGCCUGGUACGCGGCUAUGGCUCUGCGGCCCGGCUGCAAGGGCUAUUCCACUGACGUAUGUGUGCCCAUCUCCCGGCUGCCAGAGAUUGUGGUGCAAACCAAGGAGGACCUGAAAGCCUCUGGAUUGACAGGAACCAUCGUUGGGCAUGUGGGGGACGGCAACUUCCACUGCAUCCUGCUGGUGGACCCCAAGGACCCCGAGGAGCUCCAUAGGGUCAAGGCCUUUGCACAACAGCUGGGCAGGCACGCACUGGCACUGCACGGGACGUGCACUGGGGAACAUGGCAUCGGGCUGGGCAAGCGGCAGCUGCUGCAGGAGGAGGUGGGCGCUGUGGGCGUGGAGGUCAUGAGGCGGCUCAAGGCCACGCUGGAUCCCCGAGGCCUCAUGAACCCAGGCAAGGUGCUGUGA